Messenger RNA from Brienomyrus brachyistius, 4964 nucleotides. RefSeq names its product collagen, type XV, alpha 1b (gene col15a1b). Gene Ontology annotation, cellular component: basement membrane. The transcript has 42 exons. Bases 203 to 4237 code for a protein of 1344 amino acids. NCBI's taxonomy places the organism in Eukaryota, Metazoa, Chordata, Actinopteri, Osteoglossiformes, Mormyridae. The record is from RefSeq and is a predicted model, not a curated record.
CAAAUAGCACCUUAGAGGAUCCGUUCGGAUAUUCUCAUUGCGCAGAGGGUUGUCUCUCUCUGGCAGCCGGUAAAUGCCAGUGGCUGCAUUGCCUUAGAGGUCUGAGGUUUUGGGAGGUGGGAGUGGCCAACGUCCACCCCCCACCCCCCCUUGUGAAUGAGACACUAAGGCUGACUUCAACACAGCGUUCCCUCACUGGGCCAUGCUGAGGAUGGAGGCCAGGAUCACUCGCCUCUGCUGCCUGCUGGUCCUCUGCUCUCCGGGGAGCAGCCAGUGGUGGGGAUUUCUCUGGGGUGGCGGGGAGAUCCCCACAGCCCCUGGAAGCACCAUGACAGCAAAUGCAGGUCCUGGCCAUCCGGGGGAGGAGCGCGAGGAGCUGGCCAGUACUGAUGCCACUGCCGGGAAGAUCAGGGAGAGCAGCCUUGCCAGAGAACCGGUUGUUGAACCCAAGGCUAAGAAGAGACUUCUAAACCUCUGGAGGAGCGACCGGAACACUAAGGACAACCUGAACUUGCUGGAGUUAAUUGGAGUGCCCCUCCCCCCCUCUGUCUCCUUCAUUACUGGAUAUGAGGGCUUCCCGGCCUACAGCUUCGGGCCGGACACCAACAUUGGGCGGCUCACAAAGACGUUUGUGCCUGACCCUUUCUAUCAUGACUUCGCCAUAAUCGUCACCGUAAAGCCGAUCACGGACAGAGGGGGUGUGCUGUUCGCCAUCACCGACGCCCUGCAGAAGAUGGUGUAUCUGGGCGUCGUCCUGACGCCAGUGGAAGACCAGACGCAGAGAAUUGUCCUGUACUACAGCGAGCCGGGGAGCUCCAGCUCCCAGGAUGUGGCGUCUUUCAAGGUGCCGAGCAUGACUGGCCGCUGGAGCCGCUUCACCCUGGCCGUGCAGGCGCGCGAGGUGCGGCUCUACAUGGACUGCGAGGACUUCCAUGCCGUGGCCAUGCAAAGGCUCUCCCAGAGCCUGCGGUUUGAGGCCGGCUCGGGCGUCUUUGUGGCCAACGCUGGUGGGACUGGUCUGGAGAGAUUUGUGGGCUACAUGCAGCAGCUGCUGAUCCGGCCAGACCCCCGAGCGCCAGAGGAGCAGUGCGAGGAGGAUGACCCCUACGCCUCUGGAGAGGGCAGCUCUGAUGACAGCCUGGAUGACCGUGAGAUGACAGAUGAGGUGGUGAAGAGGGAGAGGAGGCCCACGACUUCACAGAUGGAGGGAAGGCGGAGCUCCCCAGUACAAGCCCCGCCCACAGAAAGUCCCAAAGGAGACGAGCCAGAGGAAUACUCUGGUCAGGUGACCCCCACCGUGGAGCCUGCUGAGGAGAGCUCAGUGUACAGACUGGACCCAACCGAUGAGCUGGGAGAGCCAUACAGGACGGUGGACCCCAGCCAAGGACAGAAGGGAGAACGUGGGGAUCCGGGCCCUGCAGGCCCUCUUGGCCCUCCGGGGCCACCUGGUCUCCCCAGUCCGUCAGUAGAUGGAAAUUCUCAAGCAGCUCAGCCGGGUCCCAGAGGCCCCCAGGGACCGAUGGGACCUCCAGGUCCAGUGGGAAAGCCAGGAAAAGAUGGCCAGCAUGGAGAUCGGGGCAGAGACGGCGACCCCGGUAGCAGGGGUCCUCAGGGAACUCCUGGUUUUCCUGGAGAAACUGGAGCCAAGGGAGACAAAGGUGACCACGGAGUUGGCCGCCCCGGACCACCAGGACCACCUGGACCACCGGGACCACCAGGCCGGCUCUUGGGUGCCAUCGAUGGCUCCGGCUACAGUGACCUUGACAGCGAUUCAGAGCCCAUUCGAGGCCCUCCUGGCCCCCCUGGCCCACCGGGGCCCCCGGGGCCCAGUGGCCCCUCAGAUGGCCCUUAUCUGCCGGGGACUAGGAAAGAAGGGGGAAAAGACCAGCAGGGGCUGCCUGGUUCUCCUGGUCUCAGAGGGAUGCCUGGGCCCCCAGGGGUCAAAGGAGAGAAGGGUGAGCAGGGUGCUGUUGGAGAAGCUGGACCAAAGGGUGAACAAGGCGAUCCAGGGGUGGCUGGACCCCCAGGACCAGUGGGAACUCAGGGGCCAGUGGGUCUCCCUGGACGUGAAGGCCCCCCCGGGCCCCCGGGGCCCCCAGGACGUACAGCUUGGGUCCCAGUCUCCGACCCAGAGGACCUGGACGGGUCCGGAACCUCGCCUGUGUUUGCAAGUCACAGAGGCACUCUGGGAAUUCCUGGUCUGCCUGGCCCUCCUGGACUUCAGGGUCAGAACGGAGCUCCCGGGCCUCCCGGCACUGCAGUGAAGGGUGACCGUGGCCCCCCAGGCCCCGAUGGCCCCCCCGGCCCAGCAGGCCUGCCCGGACCCAUGGGACCAGCUGGGAAGAAGGGCGAUCCAGGACCAAAGGGAGAGCUGGGCCAGAAUGGGAGAAGCAUCGUGGGCCCACCGGGGCCCCCGGGACCCCCUGGACCAGCCGUUAACCUGCAGGAUCUCCUUACUGACGCAGAGGGAGUAUUUAACCUCAGCUGGAUCCCGCCCCCCCCGGGCCCUCCGUCUCAGGGUCCCGAAGGCACGCCUGGACGCCCCGGAUUUCCCGGGCCAAGGGGCCCGAAGGGGGACAUUGGAGUGCCGGGUGUCCAUGGGCCUCCGGGACUGAAGGGCGAGAAGGGAGAGCCGGGCACCGUCGUCGCCGCAGACGGGUCCCUGGUGUCUGGGCUGCGGGGUCCCCAAGGCCCCAAAGGGGUUAAGGGUGACCACGGCACGCCUGGAGCUCCUGGAUUUGUGGGGCCAGUAGGACCUCAAGGACCAAAGGGAGAAUACGGCUUUCCUGGGCGUCCAGGUCGACAUGGAGCUGCAGGCAGGAAGGGCGAGAAAGGAGACUCUGCGGGUCUGCCGGGUCCACCAGGACCUCCCGGACCACCGGGAAUCCCAGGACGCGUCAUUGGCCUGAACGGGACAGUCUUUCCGGUUCCUCCGCGACCUCACUGCAAAACAGCAGUGAGCGGUGAUCGGGACGCCCCACAAGGCUCAUCUGUGGGACGGGACAGGAGGAGGGAAGCCAUGGGGGCCAAAGGAGAAAAGGGGGAGCCAGGACCUGCGGGGGAGCCAGGACCGCCAGGUCCCAUACUUCCUGACAACUUCGUGGGGAACAAGGGAGACAGAGGCUACAAAGGGGAGAAGGGGCAGAAGGGAGACGCGGGGGCCCUGGGCCCCCCCGGGCUGCCCGGCAGGUCGGGCCUGGUGGGCCCCAAAGGAGAAUCUGUCAUUGGUCCCCCAGGACAUCCUGGCAUCUCAGGGCCAGCGGGAAGCCCAGGGUAUGGACAUCCAGGACCGCGUGGCCCCCCUGGUCCUCCGGGGCCCCCCGGGCCUCUUUCCCUGUAUGGCUCAGCUGUUUCUAUUCCGGGGCCUCCAGGCCCUCCUGGACUUCCAGGGUCGCCCGGACACGGAAACCCGGUUACGACAUACAGAGACGGUGACACUCUGGUACGGGAGAUGUACCGCAUGGCGGAAGGCACCAUGGCCUAUGUGUUGGAUAAAGGCGAGCUCUACAUCCGUGUGAGAGAGGGCUGGAAGAAGGUCCAGCUUGGAGAGCUGAUCCCCAUCCCUGCUGACAGCCCAUCAUCAGCCUUGUCUCAGGAGCUGAAAUGGGGAGAGGUGGAGCCAAAAAAACCCAACAUUCUGAGCCAGGAGUUCCAGGAGCUGCCAGGCUAUAGCACCCUACCAAGCAUGUAUCACAGAGCCUCUGGGCUCCACCUGGUGGCCCUGAAUGCCCCGUUCUCAGGUGACAUGCGUGGCAUCCGGGGGGCCGACUUCCAGUGUUACCAGCAGGCCCGUGCCAUGGGGCUGGUGUCCACCUACAGAGCCUUCUUGUCAUCACACCUGCAAGAUCUCGUCACCAUUGUAAAGAAGGGCGAUCGUGACACCGUGCCAGUCGUUAACCUCAAGGGGGACAUGCUCUUCAGUAGCUGGAUGGCCAUCUUUUCUGGAAACGGCGCCGUGUUCGAUCCCCAGAUCCCCAUCUAUUCCUUUGAUGGACGGAAUGUGAUGACAGACCCGUCUUGGCCUCAGAAGCUGCUGUGGCACGGCUCCAGCGAGGGGGGCAUCCGCAGGACGUCCAGCUACUGCGAGGCGUGGCGUGCGGGGGACACGGCCGUGACGGGGCAGGCCUCCCCGCUGCUCAGCGGCCUGCUGCUGGGCCAGAACACGCGCAGCUGCUCCAACCGCUUCGUCGUGCUCUGCGUGGAGAACAGCUUCAUGCCCCCCCCGGGCAGGAACUGAGCAUAGGUCCCUAAACCGCAGAGAACCAACCCCGCCCCCCAAAAUCAGGCAAUGUCUCCUCCCGUUUUUUAAUUUUGUUGUUUCCAUGUGUCACUUUUUCAAAGAUGUAAAUAUAUGUAAAUCAAUCCCUGAUGCUGCAGUUUGUCCCCCUCAUUGUCCAAUCAGCAGAAGGAAUGCCAAAGAGCUGAUACCUCAAGUGCCAUACCCCCCCCACAGGAAGUCGCCCUCUCCCUCCUGCUGUCUGGUCACUCCCCCCCCUCCCCCCUUCAGCUUCUGACAUUUAAAUGGAUUUAAAUGACAUUUAAAUGACAUAAUUUAAGAAGACAAAUAUCCUCGCCGCAGCUGAUUAACGUUCCUGUCCAUGUUCUAGUAAGAGAACCAUUAUUACUUCCUAACCAAUCGCUCAGCACCAUUUAAAAUGUUUGUUUCAUCCCAGAGGCUUCAACACACUCCUUUUUUAAAGGGUUCUAAGGGUUUGUGGUGUCGGACUCACACCUUUUUAUAUGUAAAAUACGUUCAGUGUUUUAAUUUAUACGGCAUAGCAUAAUACUAAUAAAACAAGUGGUUCAUGUUAGAUUUUUUGAUGAAGACACAAACACUACUGUGCAGAGUGGUAUUGCCUUUAAUAGCAGUAUGUCUGUAAGGCAUCAGGUUUCAUGUAUUAACAGUUCUAAGGUUCCAUACUAGGAACCAACUGCUUGAAGAAUAAAAUGAUGUGUGUAAGUGA